Messenger RNA from Neoarthrinium moseri, 1209 nucleotides. RefSeq lists its product as uncharacterized. Gene Ontology annotation, biological process: regulation of transcription by RNA polymerase II. The record is from RefSeq and is a predicted model, not a curated record. The transcript has a single exon. Gene Ontology annotation, cellular component: nucleus. Bases 1 to 1209 code for a protein of 402 amino acids. Gene Ontology annotation, molecular function: DNA-binding transcription factor activity, RNA polymerase II-specific; RNA polymerase II cis-regulatory region sequence-specific DNA binding. NCBI's taxonomy places the organism in Eukaryota, Fungi, Ascomycota, Sordariomycetes, Amphisphaeriales, Apiosporaceae.
AUGUGUAAGGAAAUCCGGGCCAGCAACCCCGGCGUCGACAACAAGGGCGUCUCCAAGCUGAUUGGCAAAAUGUGGAGCAACCUCACCGGCGCCGAGAAGCAGAUCUGGAAGAAGCGCCAGCAGCGCGCCAAGAGAGAGCACCAGAUGCUGUUCCCAGGUUACAAGUAUGAUCCCAAGCAGCCCCGGGAGAAGAAGGAGGGGGACGAGAACGAGGACGAGGAGCAGGCUCCCAACACGUCUACCCCUUCCAAGCGCAUCGUCAAUGGGCUCAAAGCACCCUCUAUGCUGACGCCCAUGUACACUCCCUCUGCUCUCGGUGGAAUCAACGGUCUGACCAAAUCGAACUCCAGCCUGCAGCGUGCUGGUCAGGUCACUACCCCUUCCCGAGCUCCGCAGCAGCAGAUACCCCAGUCGAUGAAGCACUUCCAGCCCAGCCAGGCAGCGACCAUGAACCUGGCUCAGCAGAUGAACCAGCAGCCCGGCAAUCUGAGUGUUUUGUGCGAUCCUGGCCUGGAGGCCUUGGCCAGAUUCACCUAUUCCCCGGGCACAAACACUGCCCCCGCCCCUGAAGAGAUGCCCAUCGACCCUGCCAUGGGUGGCCCCAGCAAUGUUGCAGUUCAGGAGACCGGUGAGGAAGCUAUCGACACUACUGAAGAGGAGCUCCAGGCCAUGCUGGAGGCGUUGCUCAGCCCUACCGUCGAGGAGGAGCAGGGUGAAGUUAGCACGGCCGGUGCAGAGAGAGACGCCGAGGCCGUGCCUGGAGGCCAGGCACUCUCCGACGCUGCCGUCACCCUGAAUGAGCAGAACACAGCCGGCACAUCUGUCAGAGUGCAAGGCACUUCUACAUCCACCCAGACCAUGGUCACUGAUUGCCACUCCGCCAGUGAGGUAGUCAAGGAUGGCAAUUCCGCCAGCUCGGACACUGAUGUCUCGAACACCGCCUCACAGACCACUGCCGGCUCCACUGCCGAUACCUCCAUCAGCGACCAGUCUGUUCCCAGCACCUUAACCACGGCCGUAGCCAGCGAGCCCACAGAGCUCGACCUCUCGGAGUUCGACUUCCCCAUGCCCCCCACGGCGUCCGAUAUCCCGCGCGGCAACAACCUGGACCUCACGCUGGGCAUCGACGACGCGGCAGACCGAGCUAUCCUCGACGAGCUGCUCAACUGGAAGCCUGAUGAGGAUCUGUUUGGCGGAUUCAAGUUCUAG